This is a messenger RNA of Odobenus rosmarus divergens (Pacific walrus), 1770 nucleotides long. RefSeq names its product zinc finger protein 26 (gene ZNF26). The transcript has 4 exons. NCBI's taxonomy places the organism in Eukaryota, Metazoa, Chordata, Mammalia, Carnivora, Odobenidae. Gene Ontology annotation, biological process: negative regulation of transcription by RNA polymerase II. Bases 1 to 1608 code for a protein of 535 amino acids. Gene Ontology annotation, molecular function: DNA-binding transcription repressor activity, RNA polymerase II-specific. The record is from RefSeq and is a predicted model, not a curated record.
AUGGCCGGCAGGUUUCGGACAGCUUCGUGUUGGGGAUUAUUGUCAUUCAAGGAUAUAUCUGUGGAGUUCACCUGGGAAGAGUGGCAGUUACUGGACUCUACGCAGAAGUACCUGUACAGGGAUGUGAUACUGGAGAACUAUAGCCACCUGGUAUCUGUGGGGUAUCAUGGUACCAAACCUGAUUUAAUCUUCAAGUUGGAGCAAGGAGAGGAGCCAUGGAUAAUAAAUGCCAAAGUUUCCCGUCAGAGCUGUCCAGAAGGUUGGAAAGAAUGGUACCAGAAAAAUCAAGAUGAGUUUGAAAAUAUUGGGAGAAGUUAUGCUUGUGGCGCAUUUGGAAAACGUCAUCUGAGCAGAACCCAUGUUCCUUCAAGACAAAGAAUCCAUAAGUACAACACACAUGGAAAAAGUCUGACACAAAACUCAGGUUCAACCAAAAGCUGUCUGAGAAAAAAUCCUGAUAAGUUCCAUGGAUAUGAAGAAUCCUAUUUUCUUAAGCAUCAAAGAGCUCAUAGUAUAGAAAAAAACUGUGUGUGUAAUGAAUGUGGGAAAGCUUUUCGUUGUAAGUCACAACUGAUUGUCCAUCUCAGAAUUCAUACGGGAGAGAGGCCUUACGAAUGCACCAAAUGUGAAAGGGCAUUCAGUGCCAAGUCAAACCUUAAUGCUCAUCAGAGGGUGCACACGGGAGAAAAGCCCUACUCCUGCGGUGAGUGUGGGAAGGUAUUCUCCUUCAGGUCACAGCUCAUUGUCCAUCAGGAAAUUCACACAGGGGGGAAACCUUACGGCUGCAGUGAAUGUGGGAAAGCCUACAGCUGGAAAUCACAGCUGCUUUUACACCAGAGAAGCCACACAGGCGUGAAACCUUAUGAAUGUGGGGAGUGUGGGAAAGCCUUCAGUUUGAAGUCACCGUUUGUCGUACACCAGAGGACUCACACAGGAGUGAAGCCCCAUAAAUGCAGUGAAUGUGGGAAAGCCUUUAGGAGUAAGUCCUACCUCCUGGUUCACAUCAGAAUGCACACAGGGGAGAAACCCUACCAGUGCAGCGAUUGUGGGAAAGCCUUCAAUAUGAAGACACAACUUGUUGUUCACCAGGGAAUCCACACAGGAAAUAAUCCUUAUCAGUGCAGUGAAUGUGGGAAAGCCUUCGGUAGGAAGGAACAGCUCACCGCACAUCUGAGAGCACAUGCAGGCGAGAAGCCCUAUGGAUGCAAUGAGUGUGGGAAGGCUUUCAGCAGCAAAUCAUAUCUUGUUAUACAUAGGAGAACGCACACUGGAGAGAGACCCUACGAAUGUAGUUUCUGUGAGAGAGCCUUUUGUGGGAAAUCCCAGCUCAUCAUACACCAGAGGACUCACUCUACGGAGAAACCCUAUGAAUGCAGCGAAUGUGAGAAAGCCUAUCCCAGGAAGGCGUCACUUCAGAUACACCAGAAAACUCACUUGGGAGAAAAACCUUUUAAGUGUGGUGAAUGUGGGAAGGCCUUCACUCAGAAGUCGUCCCUCAGUGAACAUCAGAGAGUGCACACAGGAGAGAAGCCGUGGAAAUGCUCUGAAUGUGGGAAAUCCUUUUGUUGGAACUCAGGGCUUCGUAUACAUCGAAAAACUCACAAGUGAGAAAUUAGAAUGAAGUAGAUGUUAGGGACUUUCUCACAGACGUUGAUUCUCAGGAGACUUUAGAUGAUAAUGGAGAUGGGAUGCAGAAGCAGGAAGUCCUAAAAGUACACUCUUAUCAAUUAAGUCAGAGAGAGACCGUCAUAUUUGCAAUGAAUGGGCAAA